Messenger RNA from Emiliania huxleyi CCMP1516, 1218 nucleotides. RefSeq lists its product as hypothetical. Gene Ontology annotation, cellular component: ribonucleoprotein complex; nucleus; cytoplasm. The record is from RefSeq and is a predicted model, not a curated record. Lineage: Eukaryota; Haptophyta; Isochrysidales; Noelaerhabdaceae. Bases 1 to 1218 code for a protein of 405 amino acids. The transcript is spliced from 8 exons. Gene Ontology annotation, molecular function: ATP binding; RNA binding; RNA helicase activity.
AUGGUGGAGCUCAACCUCUACAUGGAGCACCCUGCCGUCACGGCGAUGAGUGCCGACGAGGCGGCCGCCUGGCGCCGGAAGCACCGCGUGCAGGUCUCGGGCGGCACCGCGCCCAAGCCGGUCCGCACAUUUCUCGAGGCGGCGUUCCCCGAGUUCCUGACGGCCGACAUCGAGGCGACAAACUUCCGCGCGCCGACGCCGAUCCAGAGCCAGUGCUGGCCCGUCGCGCUCAGCGGGUGCGACCUCAUCGGCCUCGCGGCGACCGGCUCGGGCAAGACCCUCUGCUUUGCGCUGCCCGCGAUCACGCACAUCGUCGCGCAGCCGCGGCUGCAGCCGGGCGACGGUGCCAUCGCGCUGAUGCUGGCGCCGACGCGCGAGCUGGCGCUGCAGAUCAAGGGCGAGUGCGACGCGUUUGGAGGGCCGAGCGGCGUCACAAACACCGCCAUCUACGGGGGCGUGCCAAAGGGGCCGCAGCAGCGCGACCUCCAGCAAGGCGUCGGGAGAGAUCGGGUCGAGAUCGUGAUUGCGACGCCCGGCCGGCUGCUCGACUUUAUGGAGGCUGGCGUCACCAACCUCCGCCGCGUCUCCUUCCUCGCGGACCGCAUGCUCGACCUCGGCUUCGAGCCUCAGCUGCGCCGGAUGGCGGCGCAGCUCCUUCCACAGAGGCAGACCCACCCCCUCUUGCAGACCCUCCUCUUCUCGGCGACCUGGCCGCGAGAGGUGUGUGCGACGAGUCGGAGCGGUUGGGCCGCUUCCUGCGGCUGCUGCCGCAGGCGCGGCUGCGAGGCGAUCCGCAACGAGGUGCGGCGGCGCGGCAUCGGCGCGGAGGCGCUGCACGGCGACAAGUCGCAGCACGAGCGGGACUGGGUGCUGCAGCAGUUCAAGCAGGGCGCGGCGCCGGUGCUGGUGGCGACCGACGUGGCCUCGCGCGGGCUCGACGUGCAGGACGUGCGCGCCGUGGUCAACUACGACGCCCCCUCGCAGGCGGAGGACUACGUGCACCGCGUCGGCCGCGCGGGCCGCGCCGGGGCGAGCGGGCGCGCCUACACGCUGCUCACCUCGGCCAACGCGGCCUUCGCGCGCGAGCUCGCGGCGAUGCUGCGCCGGCAGGGCGCGCGCGUGCCGCAGGAGCUCGGCUGGCUGGCGAGCAGCACGCGCGGCGGGGAGCAGUCCCACCGCCGCUGGAGGUCGGACGACCGCGGGCACGACCGGCGCUGA